This is a messenger RNA of Drosophila eugracilis, 882 nucleotides long. Its product is annotated as trypsin delta-like. Gene Ontology annotation, molecular function: serine-type endopeptidase activity. The transcript has a single exon. The coding region runs from base 4 to 825 and encodes 273 amino acids. Gene Ontology annotation, biological process: proteolysis. NCBI's taxonomy places the organism in Eukaryota, Metazoa, Arthropoda, Insecta, Diptera, Drosophilidae. The record is from RefSeq and is a predicted model, not a curated record.
ACCAUGAUUGCGAAUGGGCAACUAUCAAAGUGGCGCCAACCUUCGCUGGCAAGUUUCCUUCUUGUGGGAUUAGGACUUUGUCAAGGCUUUAAGUUCGCCUUUGCCCAUCCCGAAGGUCGCGUUGUGGGUGGUACAGCGGCGGCGGUCAAUAGUGCUCCGUAUAUAGUGUCAAUGCAGUACGGUGGAACCCAUUACUGCGCAGCCAACAUCCUGAAUACCAACUGGUUGGUCACAGCAGCUCAUUGUUUGGCCAACAGGAAUCUAGUCCUUGGAAGUACCCUUGUGGCGGGCAGCAUUGCUGUAAUCGGAACAGCAAGCACUACCCAAAAGAGAACGAUUACCUAUUUCGUGAUCAAUGACCUGUACACCGGUGGAACUGUACCAUAUGAUAUUGGUCUGAUCUACACGCCCACCGCCUUUGUUUGGACCGCUGCUGUGGCUCCUGUUAAGUUGCCUUCUGCCGGUGUAAGGCCAACUGGAUCAGCUAAUCUCUUCGGAUGGGGCAGCACCAGCAAAACCAACAGCCCCUCCUACCCAAAGACACUGCAGGAGGUCAAGAAUGUUCCCAUUAUAAGCCUUGACUCCUGUGCGAAGGCGCUGGGCAGCAAGGGUCAGGAUGUCCACACCACGAAUCUGUGCACGGGUCCCCUUACCGGCGGCACCAGCUUUUGUACCUCGGAUUCUGGUGGUCCUUUGGUCCAGGGGAAUGUCCUUAUCGGCAUUGUGUCUUGGGGAAAGCUUCCUUGCGGCCAACCCAAUUCUCCGUCUGUUUAUGUCCAAGUCUCCUCGUUCAUUUCCUGGAUAGCUGCCAAUCAAAGGAUUUGAUUUUUUGAUCUUAAAAAAUUAUGAAAAUAAAGAAUGAAAUUAUGAAAAUUAAAGAAA